Messenger RNA from Neoarthrinium moseri, 366 nucleotides. RefSeq lists its product as uncharacterized. Bases 1 to 366 code for a protein of 121 amino acids. Lineage: Eukaryota; Fungi; Ascomycota; Sordariomycetes; Amphisphaeriales; Apiosporaceae. The record is from RefSeq and is a predicted model, not a curated record. The transcript is spliced from 2 exons.
AUGAAGUUCAACCUCGCUUGCCUCGCGGCCAUUUUAGCUGUUCCUACGGCCACGGCCUGCAACUUAGAUCUGAAGUGGGUCUCCAACUGGGCUGAGGCCGGCUAUCACAGAUACCGCGUUCAACUCAUCACCACCCCUCGUAAUGACGACGACCUCGGAGUGUUCUGCGAAGCCCUCGGUAGAGAGCUGGGUCAAGUCGCAUGGGUUCCAAAUGUUCAAUGCCAUUGGAAUGACGACGGUAGUUUCGUUGCCGAUGCUUCCUUCUAUGAAGGUUCGGGUGGCUAUGGAGACUAUCGCCAUACAUUCUACGCAGCCGCGGAUGACUAUCGAGCCGCGAGGGGAUGCACUACUGGAAUUGAUAUUUGA